Molecule: messenger RNA, 1831 nt
Organism: Pocillopora verrucosa
Lineage: Eukaryota; Metazoa; Cnidaria; Anthozoa; Scleractinia; Pocilloporidae
Source: RefSeq, a predicted model, not a curated record
AGUUGCGUGUGGCCGUUUUUUGCAAGGAUCCAAUUGCUAAUCAGUUGGUGAUAAGUAUAUUUCUGCUUAUAUCGACCAUUUUUUCACCUCGGGAAAUUACGCCCAAAAGUAGUCAUGAACGCGUAUUUUACAGCUUUGCCUUUGUUGUUUGGAUUUGUCCUUUUAUUUGGUACUUGGAUAUGUAUAUCCGUAGAAGCCAAAAAUCGCGGACUCGGGUGUCGAAGUCUACGGUUUGGACAACCAGACAAUGGAUUCGCUCUCCAAGGUCACUUACUUCGUAAUAUAACGCUCAAAAUGGGAAAUGAACUCAGUGGUGAUUGUAGAUACGAGUGCCUGAUGGAAAGUAAUUGUGUGUCUGUGAAUGUCGGGCCACCCGACAAGAAUGGACUCAGGGUCUGUCAAUUGAGUGAUUCUGACCAUAUUCAACAUCCCGAACAUCUUACGGCACAGGAAGGAUUCCUUUACUGGGCUACCCAGAAUCCGUGUUCCAGCAACCCCUGUGCCAACGGUGCAACAUGUCUCAAUGGAUUCACAGACAAGAGAUACAUUUGCCUGUGUCCACCUAAAGCCAUAGGUGAAAACUGCGAGAAUUCAUUCUCUGCGAUCUUCUCAAAUCUCGGUGCCACCGGAAGAUAUGGCCCAACAACGCUGGGCAGUCACUACACAGGUCAGGAUCAUGACAGACAAGUUACAUUGUCCAGCGGUAUUCAACAGUGGACUGUGCCUCACACUGGUGACUACAGAAUAGAAGCAACCGGAGCAGCAGGAGGGUACGAUUUACACCCUAACAGCGCUCAGUAUCGAGGAAGAGGAGCGAGAAUGAUCGGAACGUUCAGUCUGAUUAAAGAUGAGAUCAUUCGUAUCCUUGUGGGACAGGAAGGGGGCUCUAAAGAUAAUGACUGGAGUUCUGGCGGUGGUGGAGGUACAUUCGUUGUCAGACAAAACAACACGCCUUUGAUAAUAGCUGGAGGUGGAGGAGGUCUGUGUUACUUGAUAAAACGGCAUGCAGGGUGUGACGCUAGUACAAACACAACUGGAAAUCCUGGGUACAGGUCAGCAGGGUCAGGCGGAAUCGGUGGCCUUGGCGGGCAGAGUGGCAAUGCCAGCUACGCAGGCGGCAGCGGUGGAGGCUUUUUUUCCAACGGAACGGAUGAGAACGCAGAUGGUGGCAGAGGAUUUCUUCAGGGAGGAGUGGGGGGCAAAGGCAAUGCGUUAAAAGCCGACGGUGGAUUUGGGGGAGGAGGAGGAGCUUACGGAGGAGGGGGUGGUGGUGGGUAUUCUGGCGGAGGUGGCGGAGAGAUCAACAAAGAUUCAUGUGGAGGAGGGGGUGGCUCUUUCAACUCAGGAAAGGAACAGAAAAAUGAGUGUUGUUACCAAUCUGAUGGACCUGGUCAGGUUACGAUAACAUUACUGUGAAAUCACUGUAUAGAAUCAUUAAUGAAAAUUAUUUAAUCAACCAUUAAAAUUUCUUCAAAUGUGAUUGGUGCGCUAACUGCUUUAAUUUUCACUAAUUUUUUUGGAGAGAUGUAAUCGGACAGUAUGAAGUAGUCAAUCAUACCAAAUCUACUCAGCUAAAUCCAUCAAUCACAGAAUUGAUCACAAUAACCAAAUAUUACUCAUUUGAAGGAAAACUGGGAGUUUCCAGGAUGGACGGAUUGUUUUUUCGGAAAUUGUAAAGGCUACGAUUAAUUGAUAACAGGACUUCGUGUCGUCCAUGUCUGUCUGUUAUCAUACUUGUGAUUAACAAAUCGCAGCUCUGAAUUUCCAGUCAUUUAAGGUAGCUGAAGCGAGAACAAAAAGAGGUUUUAGAUCCCUUUUAGAGGUUUUACUU